CACACCAAGGAGCGCCGGAUAUCAGUGCAGACGCCCACAGAGUAAAACUUAUCGUAAUGGGCGUGCACGUACACAAAGACAGGCGAUAACACGAGAUAAGGGCCACUCACCAACCGCCCCUUCCUCCCUGUGUCACCACCACCGCACUGCUACACAGCCUCACCUACCGGCCUGGUGUUCGGAGCUCCGUGGAGGCCUUGUCAACAGAGGAACGCACCCAGAGGCAUCAUGGUGUUGAGGUCGUGUGGUUGGGUGGUGGUGGUGUUGGUGGUGGUCUCAUCUAAUGCCACUGAAAUGGGACCUAAGACCUUACUCCCUGAUGACGUGUUGUUUAAGGACCAGGCUGCCUUCUGUGAGGGUUGCUACGCCCUCGUGCACGAGGCGGAGAAGCUGAUGACGAUGUGGCAGAAGGAGAAAGGUUCCAUCGAGGACCAUAUAGAUGCAGCCUUCCUGGCCACGUGCACCACAGACCGCCUCAGGACCUACGUACUCUCGCCGCCCAAGAUGGUGCGUCUGUGCUCCGGCAUCAGAGCUCACUACAUGGAUCAGCUGGGCAUGGCGGUUCUCAGGCACUACUCAAAGCCCACGGUGCCAGGCGUCGACCAGCUCUUCAAGGACAUCUGUGUGAAGGCCAUCCCCGCGUGUCCCAAAGGCAUCACGCCCAUGUCGGUGGCUAGAGAGGAGAGCAGGAAGAAGGCAGCAGCGGAGAAGGAGGAAAAGGAGGCGACGACUGAGACUACUCCACCAAAGACGAAGACAAAGAAGGGUAAAGGGAAAAAGAAGACAAAACAGCAAACUUCCAGCGAACACAAGGACGAGCUGUAAUCUCGCCGCAGUAUGUACAUAGUAUAUUAAUAUUACAGAGGACCCGGCGUUGCUCUUCUAGUGAGUGAAUCUUCCUGCUCCAGUGCUGCGCUUCUGUUGUUCUUAGUGCCAUUGUGAUUUUGUAUGAGAGAGAGAGAGAGAGAGAGAGAGAGAGAGAGAGAGAGAGAGAGAGAGAGAGAGAGAGAGAGAGAGA
Messenger RNA from Scylla paramamosain (green mud crab), 1018 nucleotides. RefSeq lists its product as uncharacterized. The transcript has 4 exons. The record is from RefSeq and is a predicted model, not a curated record. Lineage: Eukaryota; Metazoa; Arthropoda; Malacostraca; Decapoda; Portunidae. Bases 229 to 825 code for a protein of 198 amino acids.